Miscanthus lutarioriparius is the source of this 2643-nucleotide messenger RNA. NCBI's taxonomy places the organism in Eukaryota, Viridiplantae, Streptophyta, Magnoliopsida, Poales, Poaceae. The record is from the annotation of a GenBank genome assembly.
AUGGCGAAGCUGAGGUGGAUGAGCACCAAGGUCAUGAUAACAUACAAGAGGAAGCGUUCUGCCUCACAUGCCCAUACAGAAGACGACACAGUUCUUGAUUCAUCUCCUGCUGCCUCCAGCAAUGUAGCUGCCAGCAGUUUACAACUUAAGUCUGAUGGCCCUGCUGAGACCGCCGUGGUAAAUGAAGAUAAUCAUAUUACUCCUAAAAAGCAGCAGCAUCUCUCCAUGUUGCAACAAAACAUCAAAGAAGAAUGUGAACCAGAGAAAGGACAGGAUCAGCUAUAUGAAUCAUUACCACAGAAAGGGCAACCUGAGAUUUGUUGUGCCACCAUUGCCUCAACCACAGAGGCACAUAGCAAUAAAUCACAAUGCAUUGAUGAUGCAAAGAAUCAAAUUCCUGUUUCAAGUUCUGUGUGUGAUCUCAUGCUUGCUGACGGGACGAUUAAUCAGAUAAAAGAUUCAAAUAUCUCUGCCCCUGUGGAAAUAAAUUCACCUACAGGGACGGAGAUUGCUGUCGUCCCUGGCCAAUGUAGGAAAAGGUUUAGUCCUCUGCUCACCUUUCGCAGGCGAGUUAAGAAGAAAACUAAUUUGAAUGAACCAGCAGAGGAAAUUUGUUCACCGGACAACGACAAACAGUGUUCAACACUGACAUGCAGCUCACCACAAUCAUCACUGAACGCUACACCAUUGCUCAAACAUACUGCUCCAAACCCUUUGGAUAUUGAGGAUAAGGUAGCUACAUUAAGAAAUACUGGACCUUCUACACAAGCUGAACAGUCACCUGAACAAGAAAGUUUGCACAUCGUAAAAUCCUCAGUUCAACAUGUGGUUCCACAGAUUACUCAAGACGUAAACCAAAACAUGAUUUUGGAAGAUGAUGUAACACCAGUGUUGAACCAAAAGAUGACCCUGGAAGAUGAUGUUACACCAAUGUCGAAGUUCACUGGUGUGCAAGAGAUCAGUGGGCAAGAUACGCGAAUGGAGGACUCGAACGGAACAUCACCGAAUACUAUUGAAGUUCCAAAAGUUAUUGAUGUGCAGGGCAGACAUUGUACUGGGGAAACUACUUCCCGGCAGUCUCCAAGACAAAAACUAGAUGUCAGUUGGUUGAAACCAACCAAUAAAUCUGUGGUAGAAGAUAUUCCAGAAUCUCAAGGUUCAACAAAAAAUGUUCCAAUAAUUGUCUUGGAUGAUGAUAAUGAUGAGAGAGGCAAGGAGCUGGAAAAUUCAGAGGCUCUUGAUCAAGGCCUCCAUAAUCAAAAUAAAAGAACUUCUUUCGGGAAGAUCGACCUGAACUGUACUGAAUUAAGACAACAGGAACUUCCCUGUUUGGAUGACUCAACAGUUCAAAGGCUGCCAGAUCAGGAUCUAAUUGUUAAUGCUCGAAAGCAAAUGUCUCAACCAAUUGAAAGGUUGUUUUUCACAAAGGAGAAAGAUACUAUCCGUGGCAAACAACAGCAGCAUGAAGAAAGCUCAACCAUGCAUACCUCAUACUCAAAUUUCUUUGAUCUGGGUCCACCAUGGAACACUGGGAGUUUGAAGGGACCAAAAAGCUUGCCUUCAGAACUCAAGUUCAGAAUAAUGGACAGGGCUCCUGAAUUCAGUUUAGACCUCAGCCUGGACAGUUUCACAGACAAUAGUGUGGCUGCCCUGAGGAGCGAUAAAUUGUUUCUUGGAGGCACCUCCCGCACAUCUCAUAAGUUAACCGAAAAGCUUGGCACAUACUCCUACAAGAGGCAGUUGGCUCCAUGGUCAGAAGAAGAGUUGGAUUUUCUUUGGAUCGGAGUUAGGAGGUAUGGCGUUAAUAAUUGGAAUGCAAUGUUGAGGGAUACUCGACUACGGUUUUCAAACUCAAGAAUGCCUGAGGAUCUUGCUAAGCAAUGGGACAAGGAGCAGAAGAAGCUUGUGGCAUCUGCUCUGGGUCCUGUGCCACCUCUUCAUAUGGGCGAAGAUUAUCUUGGUAGAGCUUCAUGCUCUGGAUGCUCAAAGUCUGCAUUUCUUGGGGCCCAAACGGACCUUUCAUUGGGCGACGUCUACUUUCGCAAUGCCCGUGCUUCAGAGAGAGGUCAGCAUCAUUCAUCAAGCCUGGGUUGGCUUAACUUUCAUGGAAUUGAUGGUGGGCCUAGAAAUAUGUCCCUGGGAGGCUUCCCUGGGGCUUCUUCCUCAUAUGGAAGAAGUGGCAGCAGGCGCAGAAGGGCAUCCAAGCUCCAUAAGUCAUACUACGAGAACAAGUCACCUUGGUUCCAAGAACCAUCAGACAGGGUGCCCCAGCUCCUUCUCACCAACCAGCAACCAAUCAACAGCCUUCCCCAGUGGCUUACAAAGGAUGCCGAAACUGGCACCAGUCGAAUCAACCCUGAGAUGUGGCCGAGCAUGGUGCCAGCACCAGGGCGUUCAGCCGCAGAUCCACCAAGGGGAGGCUCCUCUCUCUUUUGUGACGACGUGAUGCCCCAUGUCCUCCCUGGAGCUUCCCUGAAGCGCGCGAUGAGGAGGAAUGCGGAUUGGCGGUCGUUCAGCAAGAGGCUGUUCCUGUCUGGUGAGGCAUUGGAUCUGAACUGUGGGGCUAAAGGCACCACAGCACCCAACGGUGCCAUCCCGAGCGACACCGGCGCGUCAUCCGAAGAGACGGUGUCUGACAGCUGA